CUAAGCCAACUAGCUAGCUAGCUAGAAGAUACCGACCCUACCGUGCUUGUUUACGACGUGCACUGGGUCGGAACGCAAUCAUGGUUACAUUACAUUAAGACACCGUGGAUCCGACGCGGACGUCAAUGCAGGGAUGGGAAAUGCCACUGUAUUCCAAAUGUUAUCUUUAUCCACACUGCUCAAUCGAGAAGAUUGAAAUACUGCAAGCCACUAUGUGAACAGAAUAAGCAGUUAUUUUUUUGAUAAAGCUGUCCAUUUGCCUAGCCUGGUCGCCUGCAAAAUGUCCCCGCUAAAUUUACAGUUCAUCUUGUUUCAGUCGCGCUGCACCUCGAUAUCCAGCCAGAUGUUACGAAAAUAUGCUCGGAGCGAGUAAAAAAAAUUAAAGACAACCGUGAACACAAAUGACAACAGUAAUUUAGGGGACCCGUGACGCCGAGGCUAGUGGGUUGGAGCACGCCAGGCAUGAGUGGUGCACACCUAGGCGAGUGGCAGCGGAGGUCCUUUGACAUUUCAUCUGGCACCUGCGCACCUGAGCAGACGGCAGACGCCUAUCGGGCGCACAUCCUCGCCAUUCAAUAUGCAUGGGCGAGCUCCCAGCUCUCUCAGGCCGGCACGGCCAGCCUGCUCAGGACUUACUCUGAACGCUAUGCCGCAGUGCUGGACUCGGACGACCCUCGCACGGGGCUUAACAACUAUGCAGAGAGCGCACUGCACCUGGCCCGCAGUCAGAGGAACCACAGCGACAAAUGGGAGUCGUCCCUGACGACUGUGAAUGUCCUGGAGCUGCCGUGCGUGCAGAAGAUGAUUCAGGCUGGGACAGGGGGUGGAAAGUCCCUGGUGGCACCUGCAGAUGUUAACGUCACUGUUGGACAAGAGAGCAGAGGCAGCUCCCUGCCUGUUGUUUCCUCCACUGGACUCAGAGCUGCAGAGCCUCCAUUCAAACCCCUGGGACCCACAUCAUGGCCCAAGGCUGCGGGCAACAGCACUUUCAGCAAUUUACAGAGUAUUACUGCAGAGAGACCAAGAGGCCCUGAGGGAUUCCCCAGCCACCACAAUUCCUCUGCUGGCCCCUCAGGAAGUGCUCAGUCUCUGUUUGGCCAGCACGCCUCAGCUCCACCACAUCCAAACCCAGGCCCUGAAGCGAACCAAUCUGUCUUCUUCAACUCUAACCCCUCCAAAAGGAAGACAUUCUAUAACUCCUGUGGAGAGAGUGGCAGAGGGGGGGCAUCUAGAGGGCAAGACUCACGUGGUGGUGGCACUAACUUCAAAAGUGCAAGGGAGCAGUUUAUUGUUGAUCAGCAGAAAAAGCACUCCAACCAGCCCCAGAGAGCUCAGCAGCCCCCUGGGAUGGUGGUUGCCAUGGGAAAUUCCACUAAGAAGUCACUGGGGGCCAACAGGUCACGGGGGACAUUUUCCAAAUUUGUGUCCCCAAUGCCAAGGCAAGAGGACAAGGAGGGUGGGGUCGGUAGCAACAAUGCCCAGGAGACUCAGCCAGUAGACGAGCGUCUGAAAAACUUUGAGCCAAAGAUGAUCGAGUUGAUCAUGAGUGAAAUUAUGGACCACGGGCCGCCCGUAGCCUGGGAUGACAUUGCUGGCCUGGAGUUUGCCAAAGCCACCAUCAAGGAGAUUGUUGUGUGGCCUAUGCUCCGGCCUGACAUCUUCACUGGCCUCCGUGGUCCACCCAAAGGCAUCCUCCUAUUUGGGCCCCCGGGGACAGGAAAAACUCUGAUUGGGAAGUGCAUUGCUUGCCAGUCAGGCGCCACCUUCUUCAGCAUCAGCGCCUCAUCUCUCACCUCAAAGUGGGUGGGGGAGGGAGAGAAAAUGGUGAGAGCACUCUUCGCCAUUGCCCGCUGCCACCAGCCAGCAGUCAUCUUCAUCGACGAGAUAGACUCUCUGCUGUCCCAGCGUACGGACGGGGAGCACGAGUCAUCCCGGCGGAUAAAGACUGAGUUCCUGGUUCAGUUGGAUGGGGCGGCCACCUCAGCCGACGACCGCAUCCUGGUGGUGGGUGCCACCAACCGCCCUCAGGAGAUAGACGAGGCGGCUCGGCGCCGCCUUUCCAAACGCCUCUACAUCCCCCUUCCCGAGGCAGCCGCAAGACGGCAGAUAGUCUCUAACCUCAUGGCCUGCGAGAAAAGCCAGCUGGAAGAGGAAGAGCUGGAGAACGUGGUCACCGGGACGGAGGGCUUUUCCGGGGCCGAUAUGACAGGACUGUGCCGGGAGGCAGCGCUGGGCCCCAUCCGGAGCAUCCAGCUCAGUGACAUUGCCACCAUCACCCCCGACCAGGUGCGGCCCAUCCUCCACUGUGACUUCCAGGAGGCCCUGAGGAUCGUGAGGCCCAGCGUCUCAGCCAAAGACCUGGAGCUCUAUGAGGAGUGGAACAAUACCUUUGGUUGUGGUCGUUGAUCAGGGAAGCAGUAUGGACUCACAUUACACAUAUUAGCCUAUAUUUGCCAUUUACUGCUGUUGGGGAUAUGUUUAGUUUAUGUUGAGUAAAUAAAAUUGCAUUUUAGAUUUCCUGCAACAGACUCCACCAUAAAAUGAGACUAUUUUAAUAAUCUGUCUCAAUGUUAACUUGAUUUUUCAUUUACUAAUCCAUGGCACAAUGUUUAUUUCCAAAUAUAGGCUAUUUGUUUUUCUACACUGUUAAUUCACUAAAUAAGAUGUUGGUGUAAGUAAUAUGUUCCUAAUAAAUUUUCUAAUUUACAGUUUACAUUCAUUCGACCGUGAUCUGGCAAAGUUACUCCACCUCAAAAAUUCCAUUUGGCGAAAGCAGACCUGCCAACACGCACGCAUUUUGCGUACCAACUACGCAAUUCUCUGUACAUGUAUGCAGGUACGAGAUCCGAGUUAAAAGUACGCAGAAAUGAAUAGGGCCUGAUUUAUUUAUUUUUGUCAUUUUAUUUACAUUUUAAUUUU
This is a messenger RNA of Oncorhynchus keta (chum salmon), 2919 nucleotides long. RefSeq names its product fidgetin-like 1 (gene fignl1). The record is from RefSeq and is a predicted model, not a curated record. The coding region runs from base 463 to 2406 and encodes 647 amino acids. The transcript has 2 exons. Gene Ontology annotation, molecular function: ATP binding; ATP hydrolysis activity; microtubule severing ATPase activity. Lineage: Eukaryota; Metazoa; Chordata; Actinopteri; Salmoniformes; Salmonidae.